Molecule: messenger RNA, 1499 nt
Organism: Cucurbita moschata (crookneck pumpkin)
Lineage: Eukaryota; Viridiplantae; Streptophyta; Magnoliopsida; Cucurbitales; Cucurbitaceae
Product: CBL-interacting serine/threonine-protein kinase 4-like
Exons: 1
Coding region: 70-1389 (439 amino acids)
Biological process (GO): signal transduction; protein phosphorylation
Molecular function (GO): protein kinase activity; ATP binding
Source: RefSeq, a predicted model, not a curated record
GCUAAUCGGGCGUUCAUUAAAACAAAUACAAUUCUUGAUUUCCAAGGACUUUCGGCGGACAGCUCCGCCAUGAAACCAGGGCUCCGGCCCACUCCGGCUGCAGUUCCGCGAUCUGCCGGCACCACCCUUCUCGGGAAGUACGGCUUAGGCCGUCUUCUCGGCCGUGGAAGCUUCGCCAAAGUCUACCAAGCAGUUUCCUUGGCCGAUAAUUCCAUCGUCGCCGUCAAAAUUAUCGACAAAUCCAAAACCGUCGGCGCAACCCUUGAACGAUGCAUAGUCCGGGAGAUCGCCGCCAUGCGCCGACUCGAUCACCACCCAAACAUUCUGAAAAUCCACGAAGUCAUGGCCACCAAGUCCAAAAUCUACCUGGUGGUGGAAUUCGCCGCCGGAGGCGAACUCUUGGCGAAAAUCUCCCGACGUGGACGUUUCACCGAAACCGUUGCUCGCCGAUACUUUCAACAACUCGUCUCGGCCCUGAAAUUCUGCCAUGAAAAUGGCGUUGUUCAUCGCGAUGUGAAACCGCAGAAUCUUUUGCUGGACGAACAGGGCAAUUUGAAAAUCUCCGAUUUUGGACUCUCUGCUUUACCCGAAAAACUCAAAGAUGAAUUGCUUCACACGGCUUGCGGAACUCCGGCAUACUCGGCGCCGGAGGUCAUGAUCCGACGCGGAAACAGAGGAUAUGACGGAGGAAAGGCGGACGCCUGGUCUUGUGGAGUGAUUUUAUUCGUAAUGCUUUCUGGGUUUCUCCCUUUCGAGGACAGGAACCUUGCGGCAAUGUACAAGAAGAUCCACCGACGAGAAUUUCAAAUCCCUAAAUGGAUAUCGAAACCGGUCCGAUUCUUAAUUUAUCACCUCCUCGAUCCGAAUCCCGAAACGAGGAUGAGCAUUGAGGCGCUAAUGCAAAACCCUUGGUUCAAGAAAUCGCUAGCACGGAAACAGAGUAACGAGAGCCUGAUGCAGUCGAUGAAGAAUUAUCGAUUGGGGAAAGAGAGGGGAAUAGGGGAAAUGAACGCGUUCGAUAUAAUUUCGAUGUCAUCGGGGUUGGAUUUAUCGGGGCUGUUUGAAACGACGGAGAAGAGGGCGGAGAGGAGGUUUACGUCGAGGGCGACGGUGAGGGAGGUGGAAGAGAGGGUGAGGGAGAUCGGCGGGGUGUUGGGGUAUGAGGUGGAGGCGGAGGCUGUGGCGAAGGGAGGGGCGAUCGGAAUGGGGAAGGGGAGGGUGGUGGUAGUGGUGGAAGUGGUGGAGAUGGCGGUGGCGCCGGUGACAUUGACGAUGGUUGAGGUGAGGGUGAUAAAAGGAGGGGAGGAAUUUGAAGAGCUCCAUUGGAGAUGCUUUGAAGCUAAACUUGAAGGAUUUGCUGUUCCAUGGCAGAUGAAAUGUAAUCUUUGAAUCACCCCUUUAAUUUUGUAAAGCUUUUUUUGAUCGUUGUUUUGUUAGUGUGUAAAUUGGUUCACACUCCAUAUUUAAACAAUCAUAUUAACCUAUAUUUCUUCCCAGAA